AUGAGAUCCUUAAAGCACCUGAAACCUCACAGCAGGAGGAGCGUGGAGGAGGCGAGCCGGCGCCUGGGUAGAUGUGAGCCCAAGGUAAUGGCCAGGCUGGUGGACAUAGGCACACAGACAGAUCCAGUUGUUGUGCUGUCCUUAGCCCAGGCCGCCGUGCUAGGUCUCAUCUCCCAGAAUGAAGUGUUUGGAGCUACUAUUGCACCCAACGGCUUCUACACCGGUGAACCCAAAGAGUCCCCUGUGCCCCCAGUAGACGGAGUGGACUACGAGUACGCAGACCAGCUUAUCGGAGCCAACGGAGAUUACUUAGGAGACAACUUGGGAGAAGACGGUCAGAUGCAACCCAGCUGCAGUCAGAGGAGGUGGCAGCAGGGGCCACCUCAACAUCCUGACGGGAAAAUGGUUGGCCCCGAUCGUCACAGCCUUCAAGGCGGUGACGUGUCCUCGUCCCAUGUGAAAGGGGAAGGGGUGAACUCUGCAAUGUCCUCCUGUGUCCACAUGCUUAACAACAUGGCUCCCAGAGGUGGUUUAGUACAAGUCGAUCCAGCCACCCUCAGAGGCACCAACAAGAACUGUGCAGAGUGUGAGCGGGAAGCAAGUAACCAGCAGCAAGCCAACACACACGGCCACCCUCCUACCCCUCAGGUGGGCCACAGAGGAGGGGAGCAGGGCCACAGAGGACUGCAGGGCCAGCGCCCUAUGGGGGGCCACGGUCGAGGUGGCAGAGAGGAUGAAGAAGAGGUAGAACACCAGGGGAACAACAUGAUGAAGCCCACACAGCAGGAGGAAGCCAUCAGCAGCUACUUCCAGACCAGUGAAGUGGGCAGCUAUGAUUCGGCGGAAAUGGGCAUGGGGGGCGAGUACGAAGACAGCAGCCAGAGCAUGAUGUGGACGGACGGGAGCGGAGGAGGGCAGCACCCGCAGCCUCCGCACCCCCAGCCUCCACGUCGGCACGGCGGUCGCAGAGUAGACCGGCUAGAUAUCAACAUCCAGAUUGACGAAUCUUACUGCGUAGAUGUGGGAGACGGGCUGAAGCGCUGGAAGUGCCGCAUGUGUGAUAAAUCAUACACCUCCAAAUACAACCUGGUCACACACAUCCUGGGACACAAUGGCAUCAAACCACACGCCUGUCCACACUGCGGGAAGUUAUUCAAGCAGCCCAGUCAUCUUCAAACCCACCUGCUAACCCACCAAGGUACGCGGCCCCACAAGUGCACCGUCUGCAAGAAGGGCUUCACCCAAACCAGCCACCUGAAGAGACACAUGCUCCAACACACUGACGUCAAGCCGUACAGCUGCCGCUUCUGCCGCCGCGGCUUCGCCUAUCCCAGCGAGCUGCGAGCGCACGAGGUGAAACACGAGCGGGGUCGCUGCCAUGUGUGCUCGCAGUGCGGCAUGGAGUUCCCCACCUACGCCCACCUCAAACGCCAUCAGACGAGCCACCAGGGACCCCACACCUUCCAGUGCACCGAGUGCAACAAGUCAUUCGCCUACCGUAGCCAGCUCCAGAACCACCUCCUGAAGCACCAGAGCCCAAGGCCUUACACCUGCUCCCAGUGCGGCCUGGAGUUUGUGCAGCUCCACCAUCUACGUCAGCACUCACUCACUCAUAAGGGAAUGAAAGGCCACAAGUGUGACGUGUGUUCUCGAGAGUUCACCCUGUCUGCCAACCUGAAGAGGCAUAUGCUCAUCCACAACAGCGUCAGGCCCUUCCAGUGUCACGUCUGCUUCAAAAGCUUCAUCCAGAAACAGACUCUCAAGACCCAUAUGAUCGUCCACCUGCCUGUUAAGCCAUUCAAAUGCAAGGUAUGUGGCAAGUCCUUCAACAGAAUGUACAACCUGCUGGGCCACAUGCACCUCCAUGCUGGCAGUAAACCCUUCAAGUGUCCUUACUGCACCAGUAAGUUCAACCUGAAGGGGAACCUCAGCAGGCACAUGAAGGUCAAGCAUGGAAUGGACGUUUCACCAGAGGGACAAGAAGUUCUUCCAGAAAUGGAAAACCAGGGGGAGUAUGAAGGACAGAACUUCAGCUUUACAUCACCGGACAGUAUGGACAAUGGUGGCUCCCAAAACCUCACUAAACUCACUACAGCAAACAUGGAGGACAUGGAGGAGUAUUACAACUUCGGCAAGGACACAAGCAGCUACACUACACCUUGAGUAGUGACGGACCAGAAAACAUGAUUUGGGAAUUUUUUUUUUUUUUUCCUCAGAGCAGAAGGAAAUUACAGAGUUGUUGUUGAGGCUUUGGGAGACUCUGGGGAAAGGGUUUUCUUUUUUAGUUUUGGCCUCCUUCCAGAAGAGCCAGAACUGAUGGACUCUGAUGGGAGGCCAGGAAGGAGACACACAUCAAAGGAGAUGUUUCAGUUCUGUUGCUUAUAGCAGAGGCACUGAAACUGUUGACGCAGUCUGGAGCUCCUGUUUUUUUUUUUUUGGCGGGGGGAAGGUGGGCGGGGGGAUUACUACGCUAAUCGACUCCAAGACUCUCUCUGGGGGACAUUGAAAUCUGUAUGUUGUGUGUAUGUAUCAGUUAUUUGAAAAGAACAAAAAAUGAAAAAACAUUGCAGUUGCAGAGCCAUCAGUUACAUUUGAUGUGAUAGAAAUUUGUUUACCAUUUUGCCAUUUUUUUUUAUUUUGUUGUCAUUCACAACCAAUGUAUGCCCUUAUAUUUUUGACUGAAAGUGCCAGCUUGAUACAUUUGCAACUAAGCUUCCACCGUGUCAGCUAUUUACUCACUGUAUAUCGAACUUUUGAUACAUAGCCACAACAUAUCCAUAGGUUUGAAUGUUCUUACUAAACAAUUCCUAAUUGUCGUUACCCGUUCAAGCCCUCAAGUUUCAAAUUUGAACAGGCCGGUCUUUCAGUGCGUUUGUGCUCUUCGCAGCGGACGUUGUAGCCUUUUUCUUACCAGGGCACUUACUACCAAAGUUGCUACUGUCCCCAUGUCGGCCGAUACCGGAAAACCAUGUUGCCGGCAUGUAAAGCCCUCUCACUGUACAAAUGAUUCUGCAACAUGCAGCGUGUUUACCCAUCGUUUUUGUUUCACAUGGUUUAGCUUUACAUUAAUAAUCAAUCCCGUGUAGUGAAUAUACUGCUCUAGUUUUUGAAUUACUGCGUGAACAAUACGAAGCACUUUUUCAUUGAGACCUGUGAUUUUUUUUCUGUGGAGCUUGUCUUCAGUAAGAGUGAACUCAUUUGCCUCAAAGAGAAGAGCUUGGGGAAAUAAGAUCAUAGAAUCUUUUAAACCCCAUAACGGCAAUAUUAUUAAAAACAAACAGAUAUGCUUUCUCAGUAGGUUUUUGUAAACUGCAUUUUCCCUGAUAUGGUACUUCACAGUUGUCAGUUCAAAUGCGAAUUGAAGAAUGAGCAAUUUGUACGGAGAAUCAGCAGUUUGGGUUUUUUUUUUUUUGUUUGUUUGUUUGUUGUUGUUUGUAGUUUCAGCACUCUCAAAUCCAGGGCUGUUUUCACUUAACUUUCAAUUCACUUAAUUCUGAAAGAUAUUUUCCCCCUUAAGGGGAAAAAAACACUGAAAUGGAUACUAAAUCUAAGAUGUAGAUUUAAAAGAAGUAAGGAAAUAUUUGGAGUUCUUGGUUACAUUUUGUAAUGGUUGAAUUGAAAGUGGACUGGCACUAGUCCUGUUAUUCAUAAUUCUGUUUUGGGGAAGACAGUUCGCUCCCCCUGUCCUGCCAUGCAGGUCAGCCUUGAUAUGCACACUAAACCAGAGGAAUGGUCUACUAGUUCUUUUUUCAGAUGAGGAAUAUCAAACUGAGACCUCAUGGAAAUUGACCAUGAAUUAUUUAAUAAAGGUUCUCUAGUUUAAAUGAUGGAGAUUGGAGUUGUAAUCUGUAUCAGGAUGGGGCGAGGGGUGGUGUGUGUGUGUGUGU
Toxotes jaculatrix (banded archerfish) is the source of this 3887-nucleotide messenger RNA. It is a transcript of the gene znf710b, whose product is annotated as zinc finger protein 710b. The coding region runs from base 1 to 2163 and encodes 720 amino acids. NCBI's taxonomy places the organism in Eukaryota, Metazoa, Chordata, Actinopteri, Toxotidae. The transcript has 5 exons. Gene Ontology annotation, biological process: regulation of transcription by RNA polymerase II. Gene Ontology annotation, molecular function: RNA polymerase II cis-regulatory region sequence-specific DNA binding; DNA-binding transcription factor activity. The record is from RefSeq and is a predicted model, not a curated record.